This is a messenger RNA of Pristis pectinata (smalltooth sawfish), 1965 nucleotides long. Its product is annotated as protein-L-isoaspartate O-methyltransferase domain-containing protein 2-like. NCBI's taxonomy places the organism in Eukaryota, Metazoa, Chordata, Chondrichthyes, Rhinopristiformes, Pristidae. Gene Ontology annotation, cellular component: cytoplasm. Gene Ontology annotation, biological process: protein modification process. The transcript is spliced from 7 exons. Gene Ontology annotation, molecular function: protein-L-isoaspartate (D-aspartate) O-methyltransferase activity. The coding region runs from base 245 to 1327 and encodes 360 amino acids. The record is from RefSeq and is a predicted model, not a curated record.
GACGCACUUCCUAUUGCCGUCACUGCUCAGUGUUUACAUGGUGAAGUGAGCUGAGUGCUGAACGGCAGUUUGACAAAAGAGCUCAGACGGCGUGACGUGACACAUUGUGGCAGAAAUUGGAAACUGAUGUGGAAGAAAGAUGUUUGGUGUAAGCCAGGAGAACCAAGUAACGAAUGCUGAAGUGGCAUGAAGAAGUAAUGGACAAGCAAGCAUUGGUCAGGGCAUUUUUAACAGCUGAAAAAAGAUGGGAGGUGCUGUGAGUGCUGGUGAAGACAAUGAUGAUUUAAUUGACAAUCUGAAAGAAGCACACUACAUCCGAACAGACGUAGUAGAGCAAGCUUUCCGAGCCAUAGAUCGCGCAGAUUAUUACUUGGAAAUUUACAAAGAUAAUGCCUAUAAAGACUUGGCUUGGAAAAAUGGUAAUAUCCAUUUGUCUGCACCAUGCAUUUACUCUGAAGUAAUGGAAGCACUGGACCUACAGCCAGGAUUGUCCUUUCUGAAUCUUGGAAGUGGCACGGGAUAUUUGAGUACAAUGGUUGGUUUAAUUUUAGGGCCCUUUGGAGUAAAUCAUGGAAUAGAGCUUCAUGUUGAUGUUGUCGAAUAUGCCAACCAAAAACUUGAGAAUUUCAUCAAGAAUAGUGACAGCUUUGAUAAGUUUGAAUUCUGCGAGCCAUCCUUUGUGGUGGGUAACUGUCUAGAGAUUGCUUCAGAUAGUCGUCAGUAUGACAGAGUCUACUGUGGGGCAGGUGUUCAGAAAGAUCAUGAAGAGUAUAUGAGAAAUCUCAUAAAAGUUGGUGGAAUCCUUGUCAUGCCAUUGGAAGAGAAGCUUACUAAAAUAAUGCGUACGGGAUUGAAUACUUGGGAAACAGAAAAGAUUUUGGCUGUCUCCUUCGCUCCUCUAAUCCAACCUUGUAAUGCAGAUGGUGGGAAAGUACGAACAGUCCAAUUACCUUCAGUUAGUGUUGGAAGCCUCCAAGAAUUAACUCGGAUCUGCAUUCGUCGGACUCUUAAAAAUACAAUAAAUCAGGACAAGGCAAAUAAUGGAGUUCCUCCAAAGGUUCCGUCCAGGUUUAAGCGAAGGCGGAUCCGCAAAAGGCGAAUGGAUGCAAUUGUUUUGGUUGAUAAGCAGAUCUUUGCAAGUCGAAUAUCAAAUCCUUUUGAUAACAAUAACAAUGAGGACUUGGAGGAUGUUCAGAGAGAUGAUGAUGAAAAAGAGUACUGCGACUUUAAACCAGAGCCUCCAUUAUAUCUGCUUCGAGAAAAGAUCUUGAGUUUGCCUUUACCAGAGCCAUUAAAAUUAUACCUGCUGUACUACAGAGAUAAAUAAGUCUUGAAAAUAACUGCUGGUAAUAACUGUAAUAUUGCACUUAAGUUAAAGUUCAAAAAAAAUAUAAGGGGACAUAUACUGCAAUGAAAUAAGUGAGCACUUUUACAUACUUGUUUUGAUUAGCAAUUUCCUAUUAAUAGUUUCAUACUAAAUUUGUUUUUCUCACUUAAAACAAAGUUAUAGAAUUAUUCAUGUAGAGUAUUUGCAAAACUAAAGUAUGCUUUGUUCUGCUGUACAUUUUAUUGCAUUGUUUGUGACAAGCACUUCAAAAACAGCAUACAAAGUUGAAAAGAGAAAUUUAAAAUUAUUAUCCCUUUGAAACUUUCUGGUGGCUUGUAACUUGUCUAUUUAAGCAAAAUAUUGUAAUUUGUAUUAACUUAGUUGAAUACUGUUUAGCUCAGAGUAAAGAUAGUGAUUUUUAAGCACAGUUCUGUGCUUUAUAUGCCAAAACUGUUUUUUAAUGGAACUGUUAAGAUGUAACUUUAGAAUUUUUUUCAUAUUAGCUUAAUUUAAAAAUAAAUGUUACUGCUGUAACAAUUUCAUAUUUUUGCAGAUUGCUUGGUAGAUGAACUGAUGUUAUCAAAUAAUUGUUCAGUCACUUCUCUGCAAUAAAUCAAAAUAAAAGUUUGAAUCAGUUA